Cotesia congregata is the source of this 415-nucleotide messenger RNA. Lineage: Eukaryota; Metazoa; Arthropoda; Insecta; Hymenoptera; Braconidae. The record is from the annotation of a GenBank genome assembly.
UUUUACGAAAUUGGUAUCACCAGAUAUGCUGCAGAGUAACAUAGUAGAGAAAGAAACUCUACUGCCCGUAGAGGGGGAGGACGGAAGGGAUGGGAGACAUCGCUCUGGAAGGGGCUUCAUUCAUAAAUGCUUGGGGUCCCAAUCGCUCAACGAUUCCCAUCAUCAGGGCAAAGGCAUCAUGAGUUUAAUCAAAAAUUUCGAGGUGUAUGAUGGAAUGCCAGCGGAUAUGGUAGUCCAAGGUCAGACCAAAAGCAACCGAUCAUCAACCGCUGGAUCUUUGCCACGGAGUUUAUUACUAUACCAGCGAGUACUUAACUUGCCACUUAUUAUUUCCAACUGUUUAGUCAAGACUGGACUUACGUCCAUUAUCGAUGCCUUGGUAGCCCUAUUUAGCAUCACAAUAACAAUAAAACAG